Messenger RNA from Beauveria bassiana ARSEF 2860, 2214 nucleotides. RefSeq names its product ion transporter. The transcript is spliced from 3 exons. The coding region runs from base 1 to 2214 and encodes 737 amino acids. Lineage: Eukaryota; Fungi; Ascomycota; Sordariomycetes; Hypocreales; Cordycipitaceae. The record is from RefSeq and is a predicted model, not a curated record.
AUGACUGCUGCUUUUACAUGUCAUGUACUCGAAAUGGCGCGCGACGAGAGUGUCGACACGGCCCCGUACGACUGGUGCCCUUUACCGGAUAUAAACGACGACGAUGAGUUUCGGUCCGUCAUCAAGAAACUCUCCAUGUACGCCGCCUUUCCCCUUUUCUUCAUUGCUGGCGUCGGCGCAAACGGCCUAACCACCUUGAUCUCCCAAACACACCAGGCCACGGCAUCGGUUGCUAACCACGAAUUGCCCUCGCGUAGAUACUUUGACUCGGCCAUUGAGCUCCCGAGCACGUUUGAGCAGCUCCGCACGACGCCCGCGGGCGCCUGCCUGCGCGACCUGGCCAACCACCUCGCCGAGACGUGCCAGAACCCGCUCAUUGUGAAUGCCCUGCUCGCACUGAAAUGGCACUACGACACCGAGAGGCAGGACCAGACCCUCAGCGAGGCUCGCUCCUCGGCCUGCGAGAUUGUCGCAUGGCGCUUCCUCGCGCUUCUCUCCGAUGCCGACGCCAUGCGCUUCUGCCUCUGCGAGAUUCCCGACUCACGCGCCCCUCGCCGACCGUCGCGUGAUGGUCGUGGUCGCGACGAGGAGGCGCAGCAGCAGCAGCAGCAGCAGCAGCAGUAUCCCGCCACCGAGACGGCACCGCUGCUCCCACGUCGGCGCCGACUUGCCAAGACGAGCCCCAACGGCAUGCGUCUCCGCCCACCCGGGGGCUCAUCGCGCCAGUCGCUGUGCCUAGACGACGCGAUGACGCCAGCCGGCGGCGUUGGCGACGCAGAUCCAGCGGUCACGUUUCGCACGCUCAACGGCCUGGAAAUGGCCGUCGUCUCGGGCGCCAAGCGCUUCCUCGGCCGUAGUGUCGUGCAGCGCAUCGUCGCGGGCAUCUGGCACGGCGACAUCAUCUUCUGGGACACCUUGUCGGUGCGCGCGACAAAACGGCCGUGUCUCUACGACCCGGCCAAGACGGACCUCUACUCGCGCCUGCGCGUGCCCAAGUACCUCAAGACGUUUGAGGCCUUUUUCUUCCUCAUCUUCCUGUAUCUCUACUACACGGUGCUGAUCCAGCGCGUGAUUGAGAGCGUCACGGCGACCGAGGCGGUGCUGUGGGUGUGGAUCGCGGCGUUUUGCUACGACGAGUUUAGCGAGUGGCUGGAUGCAGGGUCCGUCUUUUACGUGACGGACAUUUGGAACGUGUGCGACUUGAUCAUGAUGCUGCUCGGCUGUGUGUUUGCGGUACUGAGAAUCACUGGCGUGAUACGGCAAAGCACCGCCCUCAACAACACGGCCUUUGACAUUCUCGCUCUUGAGGCCCUCUUUCUCGUCCCCCGAAUGUGCUCUCUCCUCUCGCUGAACCCCUCCUGGGGCAUCCUCAUUCCAUGCCUCAAAGAAAUGACCAUGGACUUUAUCAAAUUCAUGGUCAUCAUCCUCAUCAUCUACUGCGGCUUCCUCACCACCUUUUCCCUCCUCGGCCGCGACCACUUUACCCUUGUCCAGAUGGCUGGCGUCCUGGGCAAAAUCUUUUUCGGCUCCAGCUACGUCGGCUUCGACAUUAUGCACGACAUUGACCCCUACUUUGGCCCGCCGCUCAUGAUUGUCUUCAUCACCAUGUCCACCUUUCUGCUCAUGGGCUCGCUCGCCGGUCUGCUCGCCAACAGCUUCGCACGCGUCAUGGACGCCGCCCACGUCGAGUACGUCUACGUCUACAGCGUCUACGUGCUCGAGGCCUCGACCAGCAACCGCCUCACCCACUUCUACCCGCCCUUCAACCUGCUCGCUCUGCUCGUCUUCCGCCCCUGGCGCCUCGUCCUGCGCGGCGACGACGCCUUUCGCCGCGCCCGCAUCUGGCUGCUCAAGGUUACCCACACGCCCAUUGUCGCCGUCAUCCGCCUCUACGAGAUGCUGACGCGGCGCAGCGCGGCCGACGGGUUGUCGCCGCUGUCGGGGUCAAUAAUGGCUCCGGGCGGGGGCUUUCGCCGCGCAGAGUCGCGUCUCGAUGCGGAGAGGCCGGAGAGGGGCCGCAGACGCGCAAAGCGUCGGAGGCUGGUACUGCAUUCGCAGGAAAGAACAGCGGUCGAGCAAGGAUCCGCAGAGGUGGACCGUGUUGCGCUCGAGACACGGAUCGGGGAGUUGAAUAGCAAGAUUGAUAAAUUGACUGAUCUUGUCAUAGAGAUGAAACGAAGAGAAGAUUCGCACCUGCGGAACCAAGAUUCAUAG